AUGUCGGAAUUGGAGACGGUUAACUUAUUAACGGUUAAAAUAGUUAAUUUUAACUACGAUCGGCCAAAAAAUAGCGAAAACUAUUUUAGAAGUUUGGCACUAGGUGAGUUGAAAAGUAAUGAAAGAAAAGAUGAGAAUAUCGCCAUUUUAUGA
Molecule: messenger RNA, 153 nt
Organism: Funneliformis caledonium
Lineage: Eukaryota; Fungi; Glomeromycota; Glomeromycetes; Glomerales; Glomeraceae
Source: the annotation of a GenBank genome assembly